GACGUCUGUAUGAUGCGCCGGAACAGUCGUUUGUAGUACAGCUUGCAUUCUGUGGAUAUCCAGCAAGAUCGAGGUUUUCAUCCUGUGGUAAAUAAUGCACGGACGUGUUAAAGUAAAGUCGACCGCACAGCAGGAGGAAGAAAAGAAAAAAGAAAGAGAGAAAAAGCUGAAAGUGUUUGUAUCUGCUCGAGAUGCUGUGUUAAAAAAGAGGAGUGCUGGUGAAAAUGACGAUGAAGCUUUGCAGUUGACGCAGCAGCUCCUCUCCUCCAACCCAGACUUUGCCACACUGUGGAACUACAGGAGAGAAGUUCUGAUGCACCUGGAGACGUCACGAGAAAAAGAUGAUGUUCAGAAACUCUACGAGUCUGAGCUGCACUUCAUUGAAGCCUGUCUGAAAGUGAACCCCAAGUCUUAUGGCAGCUGGCACCAUCGCACUUGGGUCACCGCGCGUCUGCCCCGACCCGACUGGAAGCGAGAACUCGGCCUCUGCGAUCGCUGUCUCAGCCUGGAUGAACGCAACUUCCACUGUUGGGAUUACCGGCGAAUGGUGGUGAAGGCAUCCGGUGUUUCUGUGGAGCAGGAACUGCAGUUUACAGAUCAGCUGAUUGGCUCCAAUUUCUCCAACUACUCCAGCUGGCAUUACAGAAGCACGCUGUUACCACAGCUCCACCCACAGCCUGUAUCUGACUCCGCCCCCAAUGCAAGCUCCUCCCCUACAUCCUCGCCUCAAACUCCUCACUCACACAGAGUAUGUGAAGAGCAGCUUCUGAAAGAGUAUGAGCUGGUUCAUAAUGCCUUCUUCACUGACCCCAAUGAUCAGAGCUCCUGGUUCUACUACCGCUGGCUGCUGGGCAGAGCGGAGCGGGAAGAGAUGAUCAGUUGUGUUUACAUCAAUAGGGAGGGUGAGACGGUGGCUGUCGCUUUCUCCAAACCUGUUCAUGCUCUGCCUGGGGGUCUCAUGCUGGUGUUAGAUGGUCAGCCUCAACAGGUGGAGUGGAGAAGUGUUCAUCCACGUUUUCGUCACAGCCCUGUCUGGCUGUGUGACCUUCCACCCGGCUCUAUCAGCGACAUCAAUAAUGAACACAACCUGACCAUCCACUGGACAGAGAAACACAUACACCGGGACUGUGCUCUCUAUACAGGUUCUUUUGAAAGCUGGUGCAGAGACUCCGCCACAGACCAGGAGCUCUUCAGGAGUGAGUUGUCUGUAGAAAAGACCUCUGUGCUACAAGCUGAACUUCAGUCCUGCAAUCAACUUCUGGAACUGGAACCUCAGAACAAAUGGUGUCUGCUGACUAUAAUACUCUUAAUGAGAGCUCUGGAUCCACUGGGUCAUGAGAAGGAAACCUUGGCUCAUUUUCAAACCCUUAAAGAAGUGGAUCCAAUGCGCUCUUCUUACUACAGUGAUCUGUGCAGUAAGUUUCUGAUUGAAAACACCAUUCUGAAAAUGGAGUAUGCAGAAGUUCGAGUGUUUAGCCUGUCAAAUAAGAACUUGUCGACCCUGUGUCACCUUGAUCAGCUUCUCUUGGUGACCCAUCUCAACCUCUCCUCAAAUCAGCUUGUGAGGCUGCCUCCUCAGUUUUCAAUGCUGAGAUGCCUCGAGGUGUUGGAAGCAGAUGAUAAUGCCAUUGAAGAUCUGGAGGGUGUGUACAAUCUACCUAAACUAGAGGAAAUCUCUUUGAAGAACAAUCAAAUCGGUAAACUAUCUGGUCUUAAAGUCUUGGCGUCCUGUCCCAAACUGACCACGCUGGAUCUCAGAGGAAACUCUGUCAGUCAAAUUGCCAACGCACAAUCAGAGUUAUCCCAGCUGUUGCCAUCGGUUACAUCCCUGUCUCUUUGAUACCCACUAUUAACUGAUGUGCGUCUGUGUGUUUGUGUGUCAUUGGGUGGUCUGUGUGUUACUGUUUGUGUUAUUAACUGUACUUCUUCAAAGUCUAAUAAGACUUCACCAAUGUUUCAUUUUCAACUGUACCUCGUGCACUGGGCCUUAUCAGAUUUUGAAUGAAACGUUCACUCAAAACAAUGACAUUUCUGUCAUUAUUUAUUUGUUCCAAACCUUAUAUUAGUCUAAGAUUACAUUCAUUUCAUUCAAACACAUAAUAACAUCUCUAAUAAUAUGAUCAUAUUUUUGUAGCUUAAGGAAGGGAGCAAAAUUGUCUUGUAUUCAAGAUCUUUCACUUUAUCACUCUUAAAUGUUAUUCAGACCGAUGUGUCGUGUUUUGUUACAGCACAAAUGUUGUUGUUUUGGUGAUAUGGACGUGAGACGCAUUGCUACAUUAUUUCUUAUGUCGUGAGGGGGCUUCAGUAGAGGGGAAGAAUGGUGACUUGCAUGCAUACAUGUCACAAACAUAUAGUAAACAAACCUAUUAACAACACAAGACCUGCACAUGUGUCUCAUGGACUGAUGUCAAUUAUAUGGAAAAUAAAAGCGGCAAAUGUCCAAUAUUGUUUCAUGGAAAACUAUUUCAGGGGGGUUAAGCAAAUAAUGACAGGAUUUUUUGUUAGAUUAACUCUUUAAAACCAGUGUUAUAUGUGUGUGUGUGAUAAAUUAUGAGAUAUUUAAACCUGUUGAUGGUUUCAGCAGUAACAACAUAAACAAACGCCUUUUGUGGACCAAACUUAACUUCCGGUAAGCUUCCACAAAUAAUCAAUAUCAACAGUGUUUGAAUUAUAUCAGAGAUUAUGGGGGUCCCCGAGCCCCCUCCGUCAUUAUAAAGUCGCAGUGAUUACUGAUGUGAUCCUGGAUCAAUGUUUAAAUCAAAGAAACCCCACUCAAACCUUAAUCAUUAUUAACCCAUAAAUUAGUGUAAAUAAUAGCUUGAGAGGAAUUUUUUAAAAGCACGUAACCUAAAGGUAAUAACUGAUUCUUACAAUCAACGAGGGUUAAAUAUUCCACAUGCCGAGACAUUUACUCGUCUGUCAAUUCCUCCAGAGAACAGCAUGACCCACACUUGAGAGUUUUAAAUUAUUUAGACAGAAAUCUGUUGGAUUAGUUUAUUGCGAAAAUGGGACAAAUAAUUCUUCCCUGGUGACAAAUCUCCCUUCACACAGCGGUGAUCUAUGCUCACAUCUCCCCUCGUCUUUAGGAAACCGAAACAUUUUUAUUUUUCAGAGGUCUUUUCAGCCACUAGCCAGACUGAUAAUAAACGAACACAGACCGGAAGUUAACUUCGGGCCAGGUGACUAACCGUGUCAAAUACUGUACUGAAAUGCUCUAUAUAUACUGUAAACAUCGUUUUGCAUGCUGAAAGAUUUCCACGUCUGUAUUUAGCCUUAGAACUAUGACUGUAAAGGUUAUGUUUAAGCUGAAAUGUGGUAAUUCCAAUUAACAAAACUAUUAUUUUACAGUUCUGCUUCCUCAUUCAUGUUAUGAGACUUCAUGAAAAUAAAGCAACAUGUUACUGCCUCUCUGUCUCCAGCUGGGGUUUUUCUUUCAAUGACAGCCGCCUACUGUAAGUGGAUGGACUGAUGAUGAUGUAGUUUAGUAAGAAUUCAGGAAGAAAAAGAAGAAGGAAGGCGUGAUUUCUGUCUGAUAGAAAGACUUUGAACAUGUAGUACUUUCUAAUAAAUUACCAAAUGUUUCCUUAAUUUUACUUAUGCCAUUAAAUUAAUGGAGUCAUAUUUAUAAGGAAGAAGACAAUACAUGAAUGUUUAUAAUCACAAUUCCUCUGUUUUUGAUAAUACAACAGGUGUUCCACAAGGACCUAUACUUGGACCACUUUCUUUUUCUUUGCACAUCAAUACAUGUAUAUUAUUUUUUUACUUUUCCAUUUGUUUGUCUUGAUCUUGUGUUCCAGCUUUAUGCAGAUGACGUUGUCAUUAAUGUGCAUGGAUGUUUUAGUGAAGACAUUGCUUGCAUGCAAACUCACUAGCGCAAUGAGCCGUAUUUCUAAAUCACUAUAACAAACAUGUCUAAUGAAUAAUGUUAAUACAAGUGUAGAACUGAUGUGCCCAUGUCAGAGUCUGAUCAUAUAUUUUCUGGGCAAAAGUUUAACAUCGUGCAGGAGUUUAAUGAUUCGAAUUGACUCUGGAUUUCUAUUUUGGAGUAACACCGUCACAUACCAUAAAUUAUACUCACUUUAAGAGGAAACAUUUUGUUCAGGGCCAUGUGACAUCACACUACUACUAAUCCUUUAAUAAAACUGAAAAUAUUUCUGAGAUUGAUGUGCCCUUCCCUGUUGAUCUCUCAUUACCACCAAAUGCAAUCUACAGUAUUACAGUAAAUGCAUUCACAAGGCAUGUGUGAGUUUGGAUGGGUGUGUUUGGCAAAUGUCAUUGUUGUAACUCACCUUAUCAAGUGUGGUGGUCAUUGUGAUGUUCCUC
This is a messenger RNA of Paramisgurnus dabryanus, 4323 nucleotides long. RefSeq names its product Rab geranylgeranyltransferase subunit alpha (gene rabggta). Lineage: Eukaryota; Metazoa; Chordata; Actinopteri; Cypriniformes; Cobitidae. Gene Ontology annotation, biological process: protein geranylgeranylation. Gene Ontology annotation, cellular component: Rab-protein geranylgeranyltransferase complex; cytoplasm. Gene Ontology annotation, molecular function: Rab geranylgeranyltransferase activity; protein binding; zinc ion binding. The record is from RefSeq and is a predicted model, not a curated record.